This is a messenger RNA of Strongylocentrotus purpuratus (purple sea urchin), 1768 nucleotides long. RefSeq names its product monocarboxylate transporter 12. The transcript has 5 exons. The record is from RefSeq and is a predicted model, not a curated record. Gene Ontology annotation, molecular function: monocarboxylic acid transmembrane transporter activity. Gene Ontology annotation, biological process: transmembrane transport. Lineage: Eukaryota; Metazoa; Echinodermata; Echinoidea; Camarodonta; Strongylocentrotidae. Bases 56 to 1507 code for a protein of 483 amino acids.
AUCACAACGGGAUAAUCUUGAUAAAUACUCGUGGCACGAAUACAAUCAGGGAAGCAUGGAUCAGGAGGUAUACUCGUGGGGUCUUGUGAUCGUGGUGGCACGAUUCUUCUCGUUCUGUCUGGACCUCGGAAUCACCAAAUCAUUCGGCGUAAUGAUCCCCGAGAUGGUAGAGCAGUUCCAAGUCUCAAAUGCUACAAUAGGAUUUGUGACGACAUUUACACCCGCAACCACAUACCUUGCAUCGCCCAUUGCAAUGCUGAUUCUAAAGUCUGGAGGAAACCAGAGGUUGCUGACAUCUUGCGGUGGAUUGUGUGCCGGACUUGCACUGGUGUUGUCUUUCUUUUCAAGGAAUGUCAUAUCGCUCUCCUUUCUGUUUUUCCUGUCAGGAUUUUCCUGCUCGUUAAUCAAUCUUCACGCCACCAUCCUCAUCUUUCAGUACUACGGAGGUACAGACCAAUUUGCCUUCUUCAGUUGCGUGACUGUUUUAGGUAUUCCCUUUGGAUCCAUGAUAAUGCCACCGAUCGCUGAGAAGCUGGUAGAGGCGUAUGGAUACUCAGGCACUUUGCUCGUUUUAGGAGGGCUUGUCCUCAACCUAUUUCCUGUAUGUCUGACCUUCAAGGAACCCAGAACCCGUCAUCAGAUGGCGUCGAACAGCCUUUCUGAAAACGUAACGCUUACAUCUUCGGAUGAAGGUACUGCUAGUACGGAGGAUCCAAACGCCACUUCUGAAAGGUUGUAUGAGCGCGAUCCUCCAUUGCUGCAGAACCGUGCCAUGUCAGAUCAUGAUCCAGAAGAUCAGAAUCUACCAGAGUCCGACUGUGACCAAGAAACCUUAGCACUGAUUGACGAACAAGCAAGCAAUGGCGGACUAAGUACCUUUCAGUCAGUUUUGACAAGUCUGCAUGUAUACAUCUUAGUGGAAGAACCCUUGUUUACGUUCCUAUACCUCCAAAUCGAGUUGACACUGUUCCUUGCAACGGGCGGAUGGGCUGUCUUUAACGUUUCAUAUGGUCUAUCCCAAGGCCUCAGCCUGGCUCAAUCAACUUUCCUCGCCACCGCCGGUGGUACCGGUGGGCUUGUAGCCUCAAUCCUCGUGUCCAUCGUACUCAGAUACCACCCUGACUGGUGCCCGCAGGCCCACCUCACCGGUCUCGUCACAGCCAGCCUGUUUUGCUUCCUGCAAACUUUCCAAGCAACCUACAUUUACCUGUUGAUGACUUCGUUUAUGAUCGGAGUGGGGCUCUUUACCGGGAACAUGACCAUGGAGCCCCUCCUGGCCUUGGUAGUUCGACCUGAGAAUUUCCCCGAUGGCUCUAGCGUCUAUAAGUUAAUGCUAGGGUUGGGCUACGUCCUUUCAGGAUACAUAGCAGGAACCAUCCAUGAUCGCACACAGAGCAUGAAAACAGUCUUCAUUUUUCUUGGCGUUGUCCUCUUGUUGGGAGUUUGUUUGAUGGCCACCCUCAUCAUGUGUAUGUACCGCAGACGAACCAGGGACCCGGAGAAAUGAAUUACAUUUCAGCAUUAUUAUCUCGAGUUGUCACUGCCAUCCCAAUAAACAGAACACUAAAAAAUAACCUCUUUUGGUAGUGUAUUCUAAAUGAUUUUAAAGUAUGGUGCCUUUUGAACUAGAUUCAAACGUUAUCAACUCGUGCCUUCAUUUUUUGUAAAGGUACUCCUGUUCACGUUUUCAUCUCACCUAAAAAACAACCAAUUUAUCAUGCGACUGGAGUAACGUGAUUCCACUAACCUCUGUAAAUCAAGUGUUUAU